Molecule: messenger RNA, 1219 nt
Organism: Amborella trichopoda
Lineage: Eukaryota; Viridiplantae; Streptophyta; Magnoliopsida; Amborellales; Amborellaceae
Product: ras-related protein RABA5c
Molecular function (GO): GTPase activity; GTP binding
Source: RefSeq, a predicted model, not a curated record
AACCUCUCUCUCUUUCUCUCUCUCUCUCUUCAUGUGCAUUGGGAUCCCUAGCAUUGUAUUAGUGUAGCACUGAAAUCCUCAAUGCUUGAAAACUCCACUCCAUUAAUUCAGCCCAGAAGCUUGGUAUAACUUCAAAGCCUCUCUCACUUCUCUCUCUUUCAAUCACGUGCGUUGGGUUUCUUCCUUUGUUAAUCAAACUGAGAAAUCUUGGGUUCUAGAGAGAGAAUGGAGGAGGAAGAAGGGGAAGAGUAUCUCUUCAAGGUGGUAAUUAUUGGGGAUUCAGCUGUUGGUAAGUCGAAUUUGCUAUCGCGGUAUGCGAGGAACGAGUUUAACCCUAAUUCGAAGGCAACAAUCGGUGUGGAGUUUCAGACUCAGAGCAUGGAGAUCAAUGGAAAAGAAGUGAAAGCUCAGAUUUGGGACACAGCUGGUCAAGAGAGGUUCAGAGCUGUUACCUCUGCUUAUUACAGAGGAGCAGUUGGUGCUCUUAUUGUCUAUGAUAUAAGCAGGAGAACUACCUUUGACAAUGUUACUAGAUGGCUUGAAGAGCUCAAGACUCAUUCUGAUACAACUGUUUCAAGAAUAUUGGUUGGGAAUAAAUGUGAUUUAGUGGACAUUCGAGAUGUGAGUGUAGAGGAAGGGAAGGCUCUUGCUGAAGCUGAGGGUCUAUUUUUCAUGGAAACAUCUGCACUCGAUUCCACUAAUGUGAAGGCCGCCUUUGAGAUAGUGAUAAGAGAGAUAUACAAUAAUGUGAGUAGGAAGGUUCUCAAUUCAGAUUCUUAUAAGGCGGAGUUAUCUCUUAACAGGGUGAGCCUUGUCGAUGAUGCCAAUGAACAUUCAGAUCAAACCAAGAAGUAUUCAUGCUGUUCUUAAUUGGUUCAUUUCAUUGGUUAAUUUGGUUAUUUAAUGAGUAGAAUUGGGCUUCUUUUGAGUUGGUGUUCAAGUAUGCUACUAUAAAAGUUAAGGUUCACUGAGUUAAAACAAGAACAAAUUGUCUUUUCUGUGGCCUUGAUUUUCUCUUUCUUCUGUAUUGAUUUUAUGCAUUGCCAUUGCAUGGGAGAGCUUUUCGCAGCCAUGAUUCUUUUUCUUUUGAACAUAUCAAGUAUGUUAUCAAUUUGGACAGCUUGAGUGCCUUUGAUUUUGGGAAGAAAUUUGUAAUGUUGAUCAUUGUGAAACAAUGAUGAGAACUAAUAAGAUAUAUAUCCUGUUAUUGUUGUCCUUA